AUGGCGCAUAUUCUUGUCGUAGACGAUGAAAACAAUAUCCGAAAGACCAUUCAAUUAACCCUUCAGCACAGCGGCCAUACGGUUGAGACCGCAGCGGACGGGCAGGAAGCGCUGCAAAAAUUUUAUAGCGGAACCCAUUACGAUCUCAUUUUUCUGGAUCAGCGGAUGCCGGGGCUAGAGGGGUUGACCGUUCUGGGACAGAUGCGCUACGAAAGGCCGGAGGCGAAAAUCAUUAUGGCAACCGCCGUCGGAACCAUUGAUCUAGCCGUUGAAGCAAUGCGGGCGGGCGCGACUAACUUCCUGCGCAAGCCCUUUACGGCGGAAAUCCUGCGCGGCGCAGUGGAAGCCGCGCUGCAGAACAAAACGCAGACGCCAUUGAACCGGGACGGUCAGGCUGCGCCGCCUUCCAACACGCCCACAUUUGGCAUGACAACGAUCAACGGGUUUCGGAAUUGA
Bacidia gigantensis is the source of this 456-nucleotide messenger RNA. RefSeq lists its product as uncharacterized. The record is from RefSeq and is a predicted model, not a curated record. Gene Ontology annotation, biological process: phosphorelay signal transduction system. Lineage: Eukaryota; Fungi; Ascomycota; Lecanoromycetes; Lecanorales; Ramalinaceae. Bases 1 to 456 code for a protein of 151 amino acids. The transcript has a single exon.